Chinchilla lanigera (long-tailed chinchilla) is the source of this 4363-nucleotide messenger RNA. RefSeq names its product SH2B adaptor protein 1 (gene Sh2b1). Bases 1693 to 3957 code for a protein of 754 amino acids. NCBI's taxonomy places the organism in Eukaryota, Metazoa, Chordata, Mammalia, Rodentia, Chinchillidae. Gene Ontology annotation, cellular component: plasma membrane. The record is from RefSeq and is a predicted model, not a curated record. Gene Ontology annotation, biological process: intracellular signal transduction. The transcript is spliced from 9 exons. Gene Ontology annotation, molecular function: transmembrane receptor protein tyrosine kinase adaptor activity.
GGAACCGGAACCCCCCUCUUCCAGUGGCUCUUCCCUCUCCGCGACCCGGCCCGGCGCCUGCGAGGAGCCCAGGGUGGGGGUGGGCGUGGGGCCCCAGGGCAGGAGGGGCACUUGGCCCUGCAGAGUGCAGCGCACAGGGCUGGUCCCCAAGAGGCUGCGGCCCCGGGGAGUGGGCGCUUGGGGCGGGGGUGGUCCCGCAGGUAGAGUCAGGUCAGAGUGGAUUGCCCACGAGGCCCAGAGGGUCCGAGCCAGGAGAGGAGCCUGCAGCCUCCACCACCCGCCCUUCGGGAAAUGUCAGAACCGAGCCAAGAGGCAGGUGCACCGCGAAAAUGUCUCUGAGUCCUGCUGGGCAGAAGAGAAACUGAGUCACCAGCUCAGGAGCUGUGGGGUCAGCCGGGCUGGAGGGGGCUGGGUCUGCCGGCGGUGCAGAGGGCUGGGUGGGUCUGCGUGAGCCGAGGUGGCCUCUGGCUGGGGAUCGUCCCUGCUGUGUCUGCACCCCUUGGCUCAGUUCCCCUCGGCUCCGUGACUCGCGCAUCUUCUGGCUGCAUGUUGUGGGUUUGGAGUUGUCCCUAGGCUUGGGGCCAUCUGAGAGUGUAGGGCCGGGGCCAAGAGGGAAAGGGAGGGGUCGCUGACUGGCAGCCUGGCUGCGGUGUGAGUAGCAUUCUAGCGUUGCUCGUGGUUUGGAGAGGCUUUCCCCAGCUGCCUUCACCCCAGUCCUGGGCCUUGGCCCUCCCGGGUCGCAUAGGGAGCAGCACUAACCAAAAAGCCAUGGGUCGUAAAUUCCACACCCGGCUCUCUCUGGUCGGGAAACCUUAGGAAGCCUUCCUUCCUCUAAUUACGCUUUUAGAAAAUUGGAACUCUAAUACUAUCCUCCCCCAUAAAGAUAGUAAUGAUGGCAGUCAUCUCUCCUGUGCUUACUUCGUGUCAAGCGCUGACAUGUUCCAUUCCAGCCGGAGCGGGUAGGGAUCGUUAGCUCUGUUCUGCGGAUGACAAGGCUGGGGCUCAGGAGCCCAUGUGUGAUCUUUCAGGAUCACAGCUGAGAGGUGGCUGAGCUGGGGUUUCAGCCCAAGUCUGACUCCAGAACCUGCGCCCUUAACCACCACACUAAGCAGCCCUUAGGGCACACUGCCCAGAGACAGAAAAAGGAGGAGGAAAAGCCUCGGCUCCCUGUGAUUAUCUGUCCUGGGCGGCAAAGCCUUGCCCUGACCCAGCCCACCAUCUGUUUGCCUCUUGUGCUGCUGCCCCUGGGCCCCGAGCUAAAGGGGGCACCCAAGAAGUGGGCUGUGGCCAUUCCAAGUCUGCUUUACACAGUGCUCGGGUGCUGGGCUCUGGAGUCGGCUCUCAGACAGUUGCCGUUUCCAUCCAUCUCCGCGGAGCUGGACCCCGGGGUGCGGGAGGCAGAGUCCAGACUCUGUAGUCCUAGCCUGCUGCUGGCGCCUUGAGAGUUGGGGCAGUUAGGAGCUGCGGCCGAGACUGGUCCAGCCAGUCCUUGGGGACGAGGACUGUACGGUGGGAAAAACAGUAGGCUGGGCGUCCUGGAACUCGUUCCACCUUCAGUUCCCUCAUCUGUUAGGAAGGCUAUUAAACCCGCUCACUAGGAAAGCUGCUGCCGCUCACCCCGUGUCUUCCGGCCGCUUCCCUCUUCGCUGCCCUUCCCCACCGGCUGUCCCUCUCCACCUCCUGGGGUCCAUCAUGAAUGGUACCCCUUCCCCAGAGGAUGGGGCCUCCCCCUCCCCCCCUCCCCUGCCUCCACCCCCUCCCCCGAGUUGGCGGGAGUUCUGUGAGUCCCACGCCAGGGCUGCUGCCCUGGAUUUUGCCCGCCGUUUUCGCCUCUACCUGGCCUCCCACCCCCAGUACGCGGGGCCUGGGGCUGAGGCCGCCUUCUCCCGCCGGUUUGCUGAGCUCUUCCUGCAGCACUUUGAAGCCGAGGUGGCCCGGGCCUCUGGCUCCAUCUCACCAUCCCUCCUGGCGCCCCUGAGUCCCGGUGUGGAGAUCCCGCCGCCUCACGACCUGUCCCUUGAGAGCUGCAGGGUGGGUGGGCCCCUGGCUGUGCUGGGCCCUUCUCGAUCGUCCGAGGACCUGGCCGGCCCCCUCCCUUCCUCAGUCUCUUCUUCGACGACCUCGAAGCCGAAGCUCAAGAAACGCUUCUCCCUCCGUUCAGUGGGUCGCUCUGUCCGAGGUUCAGUCCGUGGCAUCCUGCAGUGGCGGGGGGCUGUGGACCCUCCGUCCCCAGUUGGGCCCCUGGAGACCUCAUCCAGCCCCCCAGUCCUAGGUGGAAACAGCAACUCCAACUCCUCCGGUGGGGCUGGGACUAUUGGCAGGGGACUGGUUGGUGACGGCACGUCUCCUGGGGAGAGAUGGACUCACCGAUUCGAGCGGCUGAGACUAAGUCGGGGUGGGGGGGCCUUGAAGGAUGCAUCAGGGAUGGUGCAGAGGGAGGAGCUGCUGAGUUUUAUGGGGGCCGAAGAGGCUGCCCCUGACCCAGCUGGCGUGGGCCGGGGAGGAGGGGCAGCCGGGCUGGCCUCGGGGGGAGCAGGGCAGCCUCAGUGGCAGAAGUGUCGCUUACUUCUGCGAAGCGAAGGAGAAGGAGGAGGAGGAAGCCGCUUGGAGUUCUUUGUGCCACCCAAGGCGUCCCGGCCCCGACUCAGCAUUCCCUGCUCGACUAUCACAGACGUUCGGACGACCACGGCCCUGGAGAUGCCGGACCGGGAAAACACAUUUGUGGUUAAGGUGGAAGGCCCCUCGGAGUAUAUCCUGGAGACAGCUGACGCUGUCCAUGUGAAGGCCUGGGUGUCCGACAUCCAGGAAUGCCUGAGCCCAGGACCCUGCCCUGCCACCAGCCCUCGCCCCAUGACCCUGCCCCUGGCCCCUGGGACCUCCUUCCUCACUAAGGAGACUGCAGACGGCCUGGAGCCCCCCUGCCUGAACCACUCAGAGAGUGUGCCCAGCCAGGACCUGCUGCUGGGGCCUAGCGAGAGCAAUGACCGCCUGUCACAGGGGGCUUAUGGGGGCCUAUCAGACCGGCCCUCCGCGUCCAUCUCCCCCAGUUCGGCUUCCGUGGCUGCCUCCCAUUUUGACUCAAUGGAACUGCUUCCCCCAGAGCUGCCCCCCCGCAUUCCCAUUGAGGAGGGUCCCCCGGCAGGGACAGGUCAUCCCCUCUCAACCCCCUAUCCUCCUCUGGACACUCCGGAAACAGCCCCAGGGUCAUUCCUGUUCCAGGAGUCGGAGGGCGGGGAGGGGGAGCAGCCCCUCUCAGGGUACCCUUGGUUCCACGGGAUGCUGUCGCGACUGAAGGCCGCCCAGCUAGUGCUGGAAGGGGGCGCCAGCUCCCAUGGCGUGUUUCUGGUGCGGCAGAGCGAGACGAGGCGGGGCGAAUACGUCCUCACUUUCAAUUUCCAGGGCAAGGCCAAGCACCUGCGCUUGUCGCUGAACGAGGAGGGUCAGUGCCGGGUCCAGCACCUGUGGUUCCAGUCCAUUUUCGAUAUGCUCGAGCAUUUCCGGGUGCACCCCAUCCCUCUGGAGUCCGGAGGCUCCAGUGAUGUGGUCCUUGUCAGCUAUGUGCCCUCCCAGCGGCAGCAGGAAUCGAACACCUCCCAUGACCCACCCCAGCCCCCUGAGCCCCCUUCAUGGACAGAUCCCCCACAUCCUGGGGCAGAAGAGGCGUCGGGGGCGCCAGAAGUGGCGGCAGCCGCAGCCGCAGCAGCCAAAGAGAGGCAAGAGAAGGAGAAAGCGGGCAGUGGAGGGGUCCAGGAAGAGCUGGGCCCCGUGGCUGAGCUGGUCCCCGUGGUUGAAUUGGAAGAGGCCGUAGCGCCAGGCGCGGAGGCCCAGGGUGGUGCUGGCUCUGGUGGGGACGCCGGGGUGACCCCGAUGGUACAGCUCCAGCAGUUACCACUAGGGGGCAGCGGAGAAGAAGGGGGCCACCCCAGGGCCGUUAAUAACCAGUACUCCUUUGUGUGAGAUGCCCCCCACCCACCCUCGCACCCGCCCCUCGCUCCCCAGCCCGGGCUCCAGAGAUGGGGCCUCCCGAGGGACGCAGAGGAGAGGGGGAGCCCCCGCGCCCAUGCCUCCCGGCCCUUGACAGCCCGGGGCGCGUACAGUGCGUUGGUACGAGCAGCGGGUCCAGGGCCCUGCUGACUCCCUGACUCCUACACUACAGGUGCCCCUUCCUAGGCAGGGACUUGGGCUCCGUUACCUCCCUGAGGGGCCCUUGCAGCCAGCCCCACCGCGGGGCCGUUUCCCCCUACCCCGAACCACCCCCCGCCCGAGCAAGGCCGAGGGGGAAGGGCUGUCAGUUAUGUUAAGGUGGUUGUUGUUGUUGUUUUAAACAAAAAUGGAGCAUAAAUAAAUAAAGGGGUUUAUCUCA